AGGACCUGGAAACAAAAACAUAGAUGAUGGAAAGAGAAACAUCUCUGAACCAUACUUCGACGCUGAUUUUGUUACUCGUGAACUUUGUCGUAGGAGUGCUGAGUGCUGAGUGCUGAGUGCUGAUAAUUAUCAGAGAGAUGACUUCCCUGUUGAUUUUGCUUUUUGUUCCUCUUUCUAGUUUCUUCAAUAAUUCUAUAUACCCCCAACACAAGUAAUCAUCUUAAUAUUAUGAACAGGUUGAAGGAGCUGCUAAUGAAGAUGGAAGAACUCCUAGCAUCUGGGAUAGCUUUGCUCACGCUGGCUCCGGGUAUGGAGAUGUAGCCUGUGAUGGGUACCACAAAUAUAAGGAAGAUGUGCGGCUCAUGGUGGAAACAGGCCUUGAUGCCUAUAGAUUUUCUAUUUCAUUGUCCAGACUGUUACCAAAUGGCAGAGGACCCGUCAAUCCCAAAGGAUUACAGUACUACAACAACCUCAUCAAUGAACUCAUCAGCAAUGGAAUCCAACCACUUGCCACGCUACACAACAGUGAUCUUCCACAGGCACUUGAAGAUGAAUAUGGAGGAUGGCUUAAUCGUGAUAUCAUGCUGGAAACAGAAAAGAGAAAAUGGAACGACGAGCAUUGCUGAUAUUGAGCUUGAGCCACGCUUUCUUAUUGCUUAUUUUGGGAGUGCUUGGUGCUGAGAACUACAGCAGACAUGAUUUCCCUCCUCAAUUUAUUUUCGGAUCAGGAACCUCUGCUUAUCAGGUGGAAGGAGCUGCUAACGAAGAUGGAAGAACUCCUAGCAUCUGGGAUACCUUUGCCCACGCUGGGUAUGCGCAUGGAGAAAAUGGAGAUGUAGCCUGUGAUGGGUAUCACAAGUAUAAGGAAGAUGUGCGGCUUAUGGUGGAAACAGGCCUUGAUGCCUAUAGAUUUUCCAUUUCAUGGUCCAGAUUGUUGCCAAAUGGCAGAGGGCCCGUCAAUCCCAAAGGAUUACAGUUCUACAACAACCUCAUCAAUGAACUCAUCAGCAAUGCAGGAAUCCAACCACAUGUCACGCUACACAACUAUGAUCUUCCACAAGUACUUGAAGAUGAAUAUGGAGGAUGGGUUAGUCGUGACAUCAUAAGAGACUUCACAUACUAUGCAGAUGUGUGUUUUAGAGAGUUUGGUGACAGAGUAUUGUAUUGGACCACCAUCAACGAGCCCAAUGUUUUUGCCAUGGGUGGUUAUGAUCUGGGAAUUAGCCCACCGCAACGAUGUUCGCUCCCAUUUUGUGCAAUAGAUAGUGGUAGGGGCAACUCAACAUAUGAGCCCUACUUGACAGUUCAUCAUAUUUUGUUAGCACAUUCUUCAGCUGCGAGACUGUACCGGAGAAAAUACAAGGACAAACAACAUGGAUUUGUUGGUAUCUCUGUGUUCACAUAUGGGAUUUUUCCUCUAACAAAUACAGAAAAAGACAGGCUAGCAUCUCAAAGAGUCUGGGAUUUUUUGAUUGGUUGGAUUAUGGAACCCUUGCUGUAUGGAGACUAUCCCAUUUCCAUGAAGACAAAUGCAGGUGAAAGAAUUCCAGCCUUCACAAUUCGCGAAUCCGAACAAGUUAAGGGUUCAUAUGACUUCAUAGGCGUAAUUCACUACACCAAUUCUAAUGUCACAGACAACUCUGAUGCCCUUGAGAAGCAACUGAGAGAUUACAGUGCAGACAUGGCUGCAAAAAUAUUAGGACAGGGGGAUCUGUUUACAAAUAAAGAGUUCGCUGUCACACCGUGGGGUUUGCAACAAGAGUUGAAUAAUUUCAAGCUUCUUUAUGGCAAUCCUCCUAUAUUCAUCCAUGAAAAUGGACAACGGACACCUAGCAAUUCGUCACUGCAAGACGUGUCAAGGGUGAAAUACUUGCAUGGAUAUAUUGGGGGCGUUCUUGAUGCCUUGAGAGAUGGAUCAAAUAUAAAGGGGUAUUUUGCAUGGUCUUUCCUGGAUUUGUUUGAGUUGCUGGAUGCAUACAAGUCGAGCUUUGGCCUAUACUACGUUGAUAGAAAUGAUCCAGAGUUGAAGAGAUACCCAAAGCUUUCUGCAAAAUGGUACAGCCAGUUUUUGAAAGGAAAAAAUGCCUCUAUAGUUGAAGUUAUUGAACUUGAGAAGGAUCCAUCCCUUGUUUCUGUUGGCCACUUAUUUGGUUAGGUUCUUUAAUUUUGUUUUCACAAGAUUAUUAUUUAGUGGUGUUAUUAGCAAAGACGGUCCUAUGGCUAUGGGACUAAAAUUUUAAUCUU
Messenger RNA from Cajanus cajan (pigeon pea), 2244 nucleotides. NCBI's taxonomy places the organism in Eukaryota, Viridiplantae, Streptophyta, Magnoliopsida, Fabales, Fabaceae. The record is from RefSeq and is a predicted model, not a curated record.